AUGCAUGAUGUGUAUAAGAAGUCUGGCCUCUUUGUAGCAAUUAAAGUUCAUUUAUUUCAGUGUCACCAAACACUGACUGUAGAGGAAAACUCUGAAUGCCAGUUUUAUGUCUGGGCAAUUCUAGCCUUCUUGGGUUUAGCUCUGACUAUAUCGCUUAUCUUCAACAUUUCCCACUAUGUGGAAAAGCAGCGACAAGAUAAAAUAUACACGUACUCCGAUGACUACUUUCCCAGGGAAAAUGAGUAUGACCUUGAAGACACACCAAUUUAUGGUAACUUAGAUAAUGUGGUCCCAGAACCAGUGGAUGAAAACUACUAUGAACAAAUGAAAGCCGGGCCAGAGAGAUCUGUGAACAAACUGCAAGAAGACGCCCCACCUUCACAGGAAACUGAAGCAAAGAUAUUCUAUGCCUCACUAGAUCACAGCUGUGAGGGGAAGCGCAGAAAGCCCAAGAAACAGAAAACUUAUUUGUCAGACAAGGAUGAAGAUGGGCAGGUACAUGCAAUGGAUAUCAACCUUUCUAAGACCACUUUGGCGGACAGUUUCCCACCAGAAAGCCAGGCAAUAGAGGAAAACGUUCAUGAUGAUCCCAUCAGGCUGUUUGGAUUGAUCCGUGCAAAGAAAGAAACUGUAAACUAG
This is a messenger RNA of Physeter macrocephalus (sperm whale), 639 nucleotides long. RefSeq names its product T cell receptor associated transmembrane adaptor 1 (gene TRAT1). The coding region runs from base 1 to 639 and encodes 212 amino acids. The transcript has 6 exons. Gene Ontology annotation, cellular component: T cell receptor complex. The record is from RefSeq and is a predicted model, not a curated record. Lineage: Eukaryota; Metazoa; Chordata; Mammalia; Artiodactyla; Physeteridae. Gene Ontology annotation, biological process: negative regulation of receptor recycling; positive regulation of T cell receptor signaling pathway.